GGGGGCGGUUGUCUGGUCCCUGAGGCGUUGCGGCGUCCCUCUCCUGCCCUCGGCGGGUGAAGCGGGCUCCCCUCACCGUGUCCCCCCCACACACACACCGAGCUCAGGACGUGGUCCCCGGGUCUCGUGUGAAGCCCUCAAAGGCUCCUGGACCUCGGCGAGUUGAAGAGACAAGUGCGCACAUCUCUGUGAGUGGCAGCGGCACCAUGACGCUGAGGCUCCUGGAAGACUGGUGCAGGGGGAUGGACAUGAACCCUCGGAAAGCACUGUUGGUUGCCGGCAUCCUUCCCACCUGCGGACUGGCAGACAUCGAGGAGGCCCUGCAGGCUGGCCUGGCUCCCUUGGGGGAGCACAAAUUGCUUGGGAGGAUGUUCAGGAGGGAUGAGAACAAAAAUGUAGCCCUGAUAGGGCUUACAGUAGAGACUAGCAGUGCUCUGGUUCCCAAGGAGAUAGCUGGAAAGGGGGGUGUCUGGAGAGUGAUCUUUAAGCCUCCUGGUGCUGAUAAUGAGUUUUUAUGCAGAUUAAGUGAGUUUUUAAAGGGGGAGGGCAUUACGAUGGGUGAGUUGAUCAGAGUUCUUGGGAAUCGAAAGGACCCUCUCAGCCUAGAUCAGGGCAUGAUCUCUGAAAUGCGAGCACCCAUGUUGGCCCAGGCAUUAGAUGUGGCUCUUAAGCCUACCCUGCAGUAUCUGAGUUACAAAAAGCUGAGUGUAUUCUCAGGCAGGGAUCCUCCGGGACCAGGUGAAGAAGAAUUUGAAUCGUGGAUGUUUCAUACUUCUCAGGUAAUGAAAACAUGGCAGGUGUCAGAUGUCGAGAAAAGAAGGCGGUUGAUAGAGAGCCUUAGAGGCCCAGCAUUUGAAAUUAUUCACGUCCUCAAGAUAAACAAUCCUUUCAUUACAGUUGCAGAAUGCCUGAAGACCCUUGAGACAGUAUUUGGGAUUAUUGAUAAUCCUAGGUCAUUGCAGGUCAAAUACCUUACUACUUACCAGAAGGAUGGUGAAAAGCUGUCUGCAUAUGUUUUAAGGUUGGAGCCUUUAUUACAGAAAUUGGUACAGAAAGGAGCAAUUGAGAAAGAAGUUGUGAAUCAGGCCCGCCUAGAGCAGAUCAUCGCUGGAGCAGUCCACAAGACAGUUCGAAGAGAGCUUGGACUGACAGAGGGUGGCCCAGCCCCAGAUUUACUUCAGUUACUGAAACUGAUAAAAGACAAGGAGGCGGAAGAGGAAGAGGUCCUCCUUCGGGCCAAAUUAGAAGGGUAUUUCACUUGACCCAAGACUGGCGAGGAUGUCAUGAUGAACAGAACAUGAUGGAAGAAUUCAUUUCAGUGGUCAGGCCAUUCCCACUUGUGCUGCCAAAGUAACUUACCCUUUGUUGUGUUCACCCUAUUGAAUAUCUCCCCAAUGUAUUACUGACAAAUCAAAAGAUUAGUCAUUCUACUAGUGCAGUGUUCCAGGAGGCCAAACAAAGUUCACUUGCACGUGUAAUAGUCAUAUGUGACCAUGUUUUCAGUUACCAAUAGUUUUCAAGUGUUGCCCACAUUUAUGGUGAAGACCCUGAGCCAAGGCUGGCUAAGAUAUUGAGGGUUUCUUUUUUAUGUAUAUAAUAUAUGUGUGUGUGUAUAUAUAUAUAUACAUAUAUCAGUUAUUGAUUCUGUGCAAUCAAAAAGCACACUUGAAUGCUGAGGUUAAGUCUACAACAGCUCUCCUUAGGUUGUGAUGUAUCUGAUGUGUUGUCAAAGUGACUGAUUCUAAAUAUCAUUUUCUUGGUGUUAUAAAAUUGAAUAAAGAAAUGCCAAUAAUAAA
Molecule: messenger RNA, 1796 nt
Organism: Mesocricetus auratus (golden hamster)
Lineage: Eukaryota; Metazoa; Chordata; Mammalia; Rodentia; Cricetidae
Gene: Moap1
Product: modulator of apoptosis 1
Exons: 2
Coding region: 207-1262 (351 amino acids)
Biological process (GO): regulation of apoptotic process
Source: RefSeq, a predicted model, not a curated record